AUGCAGCUCACCAACCUCAUCGCCCUCUUCUCCGGCCUUGCCACGGCGACGCCGAUCGUCGUCGACGGCUUUGCCAGCGGCCCCUCGGGGCACGAAGUCUCCAUCGAGGGCCUGGCCUUCGCCGGCUCCGGCUGCCCGGCGGGCUCGGUGUCGGGCCAGCUGUCGUCGGACCUGACGACGCUGACACUGCUGUACGACAGCUUCGUGGCGCAGGCGGGCAACAACAUCCCGCCGAGCGAGUACCGCAAGAACUGCCAGCUCAACGUCAAGAUCCAGUACCCCUCCGGCUGGCAGUUCUCCGUCUUCAAGGCCGACUACCGCGGCUACGCCCAGAUCCCCACCGGCGACACGGGCACCUGCAAGGCGACCUACUACUUUUCCGGCGACUCGCGCCAGGCAAAUGUUUUUGUCUUCUCCACCAUGACCAUCAAAGGCCCCUUCGACGACAACUACCUCAAGACGGACCAGUUCGGCAUCGAGAGCACCGUCUGGUCGCCCUGCGGCAUGGAGGGCCUGCUCAACAUCAACUCGGAGGUCCGCAUCUCGCCCAUGAACGCCACCGAGCCGGCCCUGAUGACGGUCGACUCGACGGAUCUGCGCUUCACGCAGGUGCACUAUCUGCAGUGGCAGACGUGCUAG
Molecule: messenger RNA, 639 nt
Organism: Thermothielavioides terrestris NRRL 8126
Lineage: Eukaryota; Fungi; Ascomycota; Sordariomycetes; Sordariales; Chaetomiaceae
Exons: 4
Coding region: 1-639 (212 amino acids)
Source: RefSeq, a predicted model, not a curated record